Molecule: messenger RNA, 1517 nt
Organism: Antrostomus carolinensis (chuck-will's-widow)
Lineage: Eukaryota; Metazoa; Chordata; Aves; Caprimulgiformes; Caprimulgidae
Gene: UXS1
Product: UDP-glucuronate decarboxylase 1
Exons: 9
Coding region: 40-798 (252 amino acids)
Biological process (GO): D-xylose metabolic process
Cellular component (GO): cytoplasm
Molecular function (GO): NAD+ binding; UDP-glucuronate decarboxylase activity
Source: RefSeq, a predicted model, not a curated record
AUCUAUCAUCUAGCAUCUCCUGCUUCUCCUCCAAAUUACAUGUAUAAUCCUAUAAAAACAUUAAAGACCAACACUAUUGGAACGUUAAACAUGCUGGGGUUGGCCAAACGUGUUGGAGCACGGCUGCUGCUGGCCUCUACGUCAGAGGUAUAUGGAGAUCCUGAAGUUCAUCCUCAAAAUGAGGAUUACUGGGGCCAUGUGAAUCCAAUAGGUCCGAGAGCCUGCUAUGAUGAAGGAAAGCGGGUUGCAGAGACCAUGUGCUAUGCAUACAUGAAGCAGGAAGGAGUUGAAGUGAGGGUUGCCAGAAUAUUUAAUACCUUUGGUCCUCGAAUGCAUAUGAAUGAUGGUAGAGUUGUCAGUAAUUUUAUCCUUCAAGCUCUCCAGGGAGAACCACUAACAGUCUACGGACCUGGAACUCAGACAAGAGCUUUCCAGUAUGUCAGUGAUCUUGUGAAUGGGUUGGUGGCGUUGAUGAACAGCAAUGUCAGCAGUCCUGUCAACUUGGGAAACCCAGAAGAGCACACUAUCCUAGAAUUCGCCCAGUUAAUUAAAAAACUUGUUGGCAGUGGGAGUGAAAUCCAGUUUCUCUCAGAAGCUCAGGAUGACCCUCAGAAACGAAAACCUGACAUCAGAAAAGCCAAGUUACUGCUUGGCUGGGAACCUGUGGUCCCACUGGAAGAAGGUUUGAAUAAAGCAAUUCAUUACUUCCGUAAAGAACUUGAGUAUCAGGCGAACAAUCAGUAUAUUCCCAAACCAAAACCUGCAAGGAUGAAAAAAGGAAGAACAAGACAUAACUGAAGACUGUUACUUGGACAGGAAAUUCCCUGCUUGACAUUUGACGGAUGUAAUUUUUUUUCUUCUUUUUUUUUUUUUUUUUUUUUUGAGAGAGAGAGAGACUUUUAAAAAAAGGUAUCAUGAAGAACAAACUGGAAUUUCAUUCUGAAGCUUGCUUUAAAGUGGAUGUGCCUAAAAAUGACAAAAAAAUAUUCCCCUUCCCCUGCAAAUCUUGCCUUGCACUUUUUAAAUCUGUCUUUUUAUGUAAAAUAGAGUAGAAGCAUCUUUUAGUAUCUUCAAGUUUUAUAUCUUGCUGUGAGAUCAUUUUGUUGUGACUGUCCUUGACAGUUUUAUUUACUGGUUUCUUUGUGAAGCUGAAGAUAAACACAAAUGGGAUGGAAAAUGCCAAUUUAUUUAUAAAAUGGGUACUAUAAAAUAUGAGAUGUUCUACUAUGCAUAAGAAAAAAGCUAGUGGUAUUGUCAGGUGAGAGAAACUGACAUCUAAGUAUAGAGGAGUUUAAAAGAAUUCUGUAUGAGAGCUUUAUGUAUUCUUUAAAGGAGAGAUUUUUUCAAAGGUUUAGUUUUAGUUAUACACUUGAAUUUGAGAUAUUUUCAUUGAUUACCAUGGAUAAGGAUAUUUUGAAUCACUACUGUGUUGUGCGUACUCUGGGAAUAAAGUUAAUGUAUUAUUGGUUACAGUGGUUGAAUAUGCUAUUUUAAUAAAAUAUUGAAACUUCUGUUUA